CUUUAACUCCACAGGUGGCGGUAACGAGCAAACAGCCGCCAAGUGAACGCUUGCUGCUUGUUGCAACGUCAACAACAACGGAAAGAAACACGUCGAAAAACAGACGAUUUCUGGUUUAGUUAGUUAGGCAAGAUGACCGUGACUGUGACCAAGGCUAACGGAGUCACCGUUUAUACAGUGACGUCUGACAGUCAAAGUUGCUUGCCACCAUUUUGCCAACUCUUCAAGGAUAUGUGCUACAGCCCCAGGUGUUGUUCGGUGUCCCAGCGCAUGAAAACUAUCAUGGGCUCUUCCCAAACUCUGCUGGGGAGCCUGCAGAUCGCCGUGGGUCUGACGACCAUCGCCAUCGGCGUCCUCCCCAUGUUCGGAGGGUACGAAAACCCCUGGUGGAACAUGUGGGUCAACUUGUUCUCCUUAUGGAUGGGCUCGGUGUUUGUGCUUUUUGGCGCCAUCUGCAUUUUCUCUCAGAAGUACCCGAGUCCGUGUCUGGUCAUCAUCAACGCCAUUUUGAACCUCAGCGGCGUGCUUUUCGCCUUGUGCAACAUCGUCCUGUGCGCAAUCAACAUCGGCGUGAUAGACAUGUGGGACGUGUGCGAGUUCCCCAAUGAAGAGUACUCCUACAGCAGGCCGAGCAGACGUGAAAGAGACUUUGAGGAGCGAUGCCUGCAAGCCAAAGACCUGCUUCUUAUGUUCCUGAAAGGCAUCAACGGAAUUCUACUGGUGUUGGCUGUCUUGGAGCUGUGCCUGGUGCUCUCGUCCUCCAUUUUGGCCAUCAAAGCUCUCAGGAGCAACGAUAAGAGCCCUGAAGACGUGAAAGAAGACCAAACUUCUCCAGAGUUUGGAGACGAGGUGAUUCUCGUCAAACCUUGAGUCAAAAAUCCGAGAAAUAUUUUCAUCUUUUCUAAAGUCACGUAAAAUAAGAGGGAAAGCACAAACACUAUACAUCAUUGUAUUAAGGAUGAAAAGUCAGGCCAAUGGAUCCAUUGCAAAAAAAAAAAAAAAAGUACAAUUUAUAUUCGGAAAAAUAUGCUACUUAUCAUGUCUGCAGUUGAUUCCAUUUUUUUUUUAUAAAUGGAGAUAACCAUUUUUGUAAUCUGCUUUUUGCACUAAUUCUACAGUAUUUUUUAAACCCCCUUCUUAGACUUUAUAAUGUAUUGGCAGGACACAGGUCGCGGGGCCGAUAAAUAGGGGGCCUGCAUUGUUGGCGAGGCUGCAAAGCUGACCGAGUGGAAUCACAGACAGAGCUUUUUUCAUUGAAAAUUCUUGUGAAUGAAUGCUUAAAUCCCUGAAUUCUUUAUAGAUAUGGACGUAAAACAGUCUUGAUUCUUGGUUAAAAGCAAAAAAAUCUGUGCAGUUAGCGUUUAUUUUGCGUAAAUAUGUCGAAGUACUAUGCUAGUCUGUUAGUAAAUGUAGCUAGCGGCCGCCUGACGUACUCAGAGCUUUUCCGGUGAAAAUUCUUGUGAAUAAAUGCUUAAAUCCCCGAAUUCUUCAUAGAUAUGGACCUAAAACAGUCUCGAUUCUUGUUUAAAAGCAAAAAAAUCUGUGCAGUUAGCGUUUAUUUUGCGUAUAUAUGUCAAAGUACAAUUCUAGUCUGUUAAUGAAUGUAGUUAGCGGCCGCCUGAUGUAAGCAGAGUGUUUUCGGUGAAAAUUCUUGUGAAUAAAUGCUUAAAUCCCUGAAUUCUUCAUAGAUAUGGACGUAAAACAGUCUUGAUUAUUGGUUAAAAGCAAAAAAAUCUGUGCAGUUAGCGUUUAUUUUGCGUAAAUAUGUCGAAGUACGAUGCUAGUCUGUUAGUGAAUGUAGCCCAGUGGCCGCCUGAUGCAAGCAGAGCUUUUCCGGCAAAAAUUCUUGUGAAUAAAUGCUUAAAUCCCAGAAUUCUUUAUAGAUAUGGACGUUAAACAGCCUCGAUUCUUAAUUAAAAGGCCCCAAAAAAGUGCAGUUACAUUGAUUUUGCGUAAAUAUGUCAAAGUAAAUUGCUAGUCUGUUCGUGGAUGUAGCUAGCGGCCGCCUAAUGUAAACUGGGCAUUUCCGGUGAAAAUUCUUGUGAAUAAAUGCUUAAAUCCCUGAAUUCUUCAUCGAUAUGGAUGUAAAACAGUCUUGAUUCUUGGUUAAAAGCAAAAAAAAUCUGUGCAGUGAGCGUUUAUUUUGCGUAAAUAUGUCGAAGUACAAUGCUAGUCUGUUAGUAAAUGUAGCUAGCGGCCGCCAGAUGUACACAGAGCUUUUCCGGUGAAAAUUCUUGUGAAUAAAUGCUUGAAUCCCCGAAUUCUUCAUAGAUAUGGACGUAAAACAGUCUCGAUUCUUGGUUGAGAGCAAAAAAAUCUGUGCAGGUAGCGUUUAUUUUGCGUAUAUAUGUCAAAGUACGAUGCUAGUCUGUUAGUGAAUGUCGUUAGUGGCCGUCUGAUGUAAACGGAGCAUUUCCGAUGAAAAUUCUAGUCAAUAAAUGCUUAAAACCCCGAAUUCUUAAUAGAUAUGGACGUAAAACAGUCUUGAUUCUUGGUUAAAAGCAAAAAAAUCUGUGCAGUUAGCGUUUAUUUCACGUAAAUAUGUCGGAGUACUAUGCUAGUCUGUUAGUGAAUGUAGCUAGUGGCCGCCUGAUGUAAGCAGAGCUUUUCCGGUGAAAAUUCUUGUGAAUAACUGCUUAAAUCCCUGAAUUCCUCAUAGAUAUGGACGUAAAACAGUCUCGAUUCUUGGUCAAAAGCAAAAAAUCUGUGCAGUUAGCAUUUAUUUUAUGUCAAUAUUGCGUACUAUGAUGCCAAUGCAGUAGUGGCUAAUUUCUCCAAUUGGUUUUUUUCACAUUUCAAAAUGAUAAUUACCUUGAAUCCUCAAACAAGUCACUCCUGAGACAAUCCUUUCUGUUUGUAUGCGGUACAGUUUUUGUACUUUUUCAACAGAAGUCCGGCAUUAGAUCGCUGCCUGUGUGUGUUCGUGAAUAGCUCCUCUUAAUGUGGGCGGCCCCCUACUUGAAUGAUGAUCGAUCUGAGCCGUCAAUACAUUAUGAAGUCUAUGCAUCAUAGUAUUAAGUAUGAAAAGUCAGGCAUGUGCAUUCGUUGGGGGGGAAAAGUACAAUUUAUAGUCUGAAAAAUAUGCUACUCGUCAUGCCUGCAGUUGAUUCAAUUUUUUCAUAAAUUGAGGUAAACUUCUAUAUUUGUAAUCUGCUUUUGCACUAAUUUUACAGUAUUUUUCUUUUUUUACCCCCUUGAUGCUGUAGUUCACGUUUAGCAAAUAUACAUAAGAAAGCAUUGGGGGAAAUACAUAAUGCAGAAUAUUAUAUCCAAAAUGGCAUUGAGAAAUGAAAAUAAAAAUGGGAAAAUCCUAAAUUCAAAAUAGAUAUAGGAAUGGGAAAUUUAUUUGUAUCGCACAAUUCGACACGAUAGGUAAAAGUGCUUUACAUGCAGUGUUGUCACGGAUUACUUAAAAAAGUAAUUUAACUACUGAUUACUGAUUACACUUCAAAAAAGUAAUCUAGUUACUUUACUGAUUACUUUAUUAUCAAAGUAAGUAAAGUAACUUAUCAGUUACUUUUUACCAAUUUUUCUCCUUUUGCUGCCUCAACAUAAAAAUAACAGAAACAUUUCAUCACGUGUAAUUGAGUUUUUCACAUAAGGCUUAAUCUUUGCGUUAGCGGGGGUUUAAUUAGUCGAUGGAGUUGAUUUCAACCACCAUUGACUCGCCCUAGCUUAGCCAUCCAGGAGCCUUAAAACUAACAAAUAACUGACAAACUGCACGAAAUUUGUUUAAAUAAAGUCCAAUGACUAAUUAAAUCCCCGCUAACUCCAAGAUGAAGCCCAAUGUAAAAAAUUCUGAACUUCCCCUUUGAAAUAAAGACCUAGCCAUUAAAAUGUUGUCUAUAAAAGUUGUAAAGCAAUAAAACAACAAAAAUUUAUGAAAUGAACAAAAAUCCUACAACGUACAGUUUUCAUAAUUGUCAUAAUCAUUUUUCGAACAGACCAUGUGACUAGCACCUUGAGACUAUCCUUUGCUUUUCUUAGCCAAAACUACACCAGAGGAGGCAAGAUGGAUAUUUAGAAUUUCUUUAAACCUAAGCUUUCAAACGCUACCAACAACAACUUGAACAGCUGAUUGAACUCGAACAGUAUCAAGAUGUGUGUGUGUGUGUGUGUGUGUAUAUAUAUAUAUACAUAUAUAUAUAUAUGUGUGUGUAUAUAUAUAUAUAUAUAUAUAUAUAUAUAUGUAUAUAUGUGUGUGUAUAUAUAUAUACUGUACAGUAUUGACCAAAAGUUUGGAGACACCUCAAAGGUGGAUACUUUGAAGAAUGUAGAAUACAAAACCUGUUUUCAGUUAUUUCACUUUUUUUGCCAUUCCACAUGUUUGUUCAUAGUUUUGAUGUCUUCAGUGAGAAUUUACAAUAGCAGUGAAAAUAUAUAAAACGCAAAAAUUAUGAAGUGUGUCCAAACUUUUGACUUUCGUUUUAGUCUUCAACAUGCUUCUCCCCCCAGUCCCACAUUUGUAAAACUCCGCCUACGAUUACAAACUCUAACUAUAAAAUGUACAUAAUUACACAUAUUAUAAAGGCUAGUUGCUGGCUGUCUCGUCACCUGUCCUCUUGUUUUGAGUUUUUUUUUCGCGACGCGGACGGAUAUGUGAAGUAAUGGCUGUAUCUCCAGUGAGCAAAUGCAGCCGUUUGUUGUAUCUCUCCGUCUCCUUUACUGUUAGCAACAUAGCUAGCAGGCUAUGUGGCAGACGGCGUGCAUACAGCAUGGUACUGCACGUGACCCGUUUUUUUCCGAUGAGAAAACGUGAGAUGUGAUUUCACUCCCAAAUUCAAAUGUGGUAUUUUCUAUUCAAAUGCUCUUCGUACAUGACUACAGUAUUCUUCAUUCUACAUACAGUAUGAGGCAAAAACAAAAUAGUAACGCACAGUUACUGAGCAAACUAAAUUUAAUCAGAUUACUGGCUUGGAAAAACUAACGCGUUACAUUGCUCGUUACUGAAAGAAAGUAAUCAGAUUACUUUACUAAGUAACGCGUUACUGACAACACUGUAAUUACUUGACAUUAGAAAAACCACAAAUUUAUACUUAAAAGUCACAGUAAAUCAUCAAGAUGGUUAAAAUUCCAAUUCCAACAGGUAAUACAAAUUAACCCACCCACCCGCCCCCCAAAAAAUCAUUUAACUUGAAAUUUGAACAUAUUAUUUUAUAUAUUAAUUAAAAACUGAUAAUCAGGAGAAAAUAUAGAAAAUAGAACCUUUUUUCCUCACAUAUAUAAAUUCAAGAAAAACUUUUUCUUGCUCUUAUGUUUGUCAUAGGAUUUUCUCAUUUUUAGCUUUAUAUUUUUAAUUUAAUUUUCUUAAUAUUUUUGAAUAUGUAAAUUCAGCUAUCAAGGGGUUAAAAAUGAGCAAUUUUAUAUAGUCGAUGAAUGACACAUUUUUGCACUAAAGAAAUAAGAAAUUUAUAUUUUUUUCUAUAAAUUUGUUAUGCAAAUAAAUCGUCACAACGCUUGUGUGAGUUUUGAUUUAUUCAUUUAUACAUAUGAUGGAUAUUGACUGCAAGCGUAUCGGAUUCCUCCUCAAAUCUGAUUUUUGGGGUGGACCCCCUCCGCCCACCGAGUGGCCUCCGUGUGAUGUCAUAGAUGUCCGAUCCGCUUGAAGUGGGAGGGAUGGAAGAAUGUUUAUUGGAUGCCACACUCCCAGUUGAAAUGGACUCGACGUCUACCAGUGAUAAACUCAUUCCUAUUGAUGCUAAAUACAACUUUUUUUCCCCUGUUGUUUUUAAAUGUUAUGAAACCAGAAAGUAUUGUGUUGUGUUCUCUUGAUGAAUUAUGAGUUUGCAUUUCUUUUGACAUCAUGUUUGGAGGCAUUGCUUAAAGAUGGACGCUCCUGGUUCAGCACCUUCAUUCCCGCUUGCAGGAACUCUUCCUCGUCGUCUUCCAGCUGCGGUCAGAAAAUACAGCUUCCUUUAGUUUAGCGUAGCAUCUAGCAUAGCUACUUUUCAUGUCUGCCCAUAUAUUGUAAUCAGAGGUGAUUAGAUUAGCCAAAUAUUUGACUCAAGUAAGAGUAGCGUUACUUCAAAAUAAAUGUACUCAAGUACAAGUAAAAAAAACUAUUUGGUUAAAAGAAUACAGGUAGUCCCCGGAUUAUGACGAAUUCGACUUCUCGUCCGCCAUUUUGUCUCCAGUCGUUUUUUGUUUGUGUGUUAAACAGUGCCUUAUUGUUCCUCAAAAGAUCUUUUUUUUUUACUUUAUCAA
Molecule: messenger RNA, 6204 nt
Organism: Corythoichthys intestinalis (scribbled pipefish)
Lineage: Eukaryota; Metazoa; Chordata; Actinopteri; Syngnathiformes; Syngnathidae
Product: transmembrane protein 176B-like
Exons: 7
Coding region: 133-870 (245 amino acids)
Cellular component (GO): membrane
Source: RefSeq, a predicted model, not a curated record